UUCAAAGUUGAAGAAAAAGUAGAUGGCGGCAGUCAAAGCUCACUUCUCUCUUUCUUUAUGGACAAGAUUUUCUUCUUGGUUCCAUGGGGUGAGAUGGCAGCACAAAAUAUGUAGUUGUUGUGUGUGUGUAUAUAUACAAGAAAUGGGCAGGCAAAAUAUACUUGAAAAACCAGGAGGAGAAUACAUACCGUAAAUUAAUUCUGGGUUUUCUUGAUAUUGGCAAGAAGCGUCUGGCAGCUUCUUCCCGUGUGCAAAAAACUUGCUUCUUUCUUUUUCUUUUUGCCUUAAGUUUGAACUUUGAGGGCAUUUGGUGUUAGAAAGGUCAAAACUUGCUGCUGCUUCUUUUUCUCUUCUCUUGCUUAGUCUCCAAGUUCCGCAAUUUCAUUGGUUGCCACAAAAAACAGCUCAUAUUCUCAUCGGCCAUUCCUUGCUAGUUUUCAAUAUCACAACUCAAAUUCUUGAGCCCUGCAAUAUCGAUCUCCAGAUUUCAUAAUCUGUUGUGGGUUUCUUCUCUCUUUGUCUAAAUUUGUCAGAUCUUCUUGGGCGGCAGCAUAUGGAUGUCAAGUUCCUGUAGAACUUGCUUGUCGAUCUUGUGUCUUAUUUGGGAUUUCUAGAUGGUUUUUAUUGAUUGAAUUUUGGGGAUAAGUGAAUAGAAUAAGAAGAAAAUAGUUAUGGAUGGUUCACAGAGUAACAGUUCAAAUGCACCACCGCCUUUUCUAACCAAAACAUAUGACAUGGUGGAUGAUCCCUUGACUAACUCGGUGGUGUCAUGGAGCCACAGUGGUUGCAGUUUUGUGGUGUGGAAUCCACCUGAAUUUGCUCAGGAUUUGCUUCCCAAGUACUUCAAGCACAAUAACUUCUCCAGUUUUGUCAGGCAGCUUAAUACUUAUGGAUUUAGGAAGAUUGAUCCUGAUCAGUGGGAGUUUGGUAACGAAGAAUUUAUAAGAGGGCAGAGACAUAUUCUAAAGAAUAUUCACCGGCGGAAGCCAGUUCAUAGCCAUUCCAUGCAGAAUCAUGGGAUUAUCUCUCCGCUUGCUGAAACAGAAAAACAGGAAUAUGAGAAGGAAAUUAACCGACUGAAACAUGAUAAGAACGAACUUGAGUUGGAGCUACAGAGAAACGAGGCAGAGAAGCAGGGAUUUGAAUUUCAAAUCGUCUCACUGGGUGAGCGCUUACAGAGUAUGGAAUGCAGACAGAAGCAGUUGAUGUCCUUCCUGGGUCAGCUAAUGCGAAAACCAGAGUUUGCCUCUCUUCUCAUGCAGCAGUCUGAAUAUCAUAACAAAAAGAGAAAGCUACUGAAACUUGAUUACUUCCAGGGCGAUUACAAAGAGGAGAAUGAGAAUUUGUGUUCUCCAAUUGCAAACCUGGAUGGAUUGCCUGCUCCAAUGCUGCAUCCGGAGUCGGUUGAGAAGUUGGAUUCAUCAUUAAAAUUCUUGGAAGAUUUUCUCUAUGCUGUUGGUGAAAGUUUUAGUGAAGAAGUGUGCCAUGUUGGUGUCAGAUCACAACCUUCAAUGGUCAUUGUUAGAGAAUUAAGUUCAUCCUCUGCAGAUGGCGAGCCUUGGUCUCCAAGAUCAUUUCCAUCUUCACCACAUUCGAGGGAUAUUCGUUCAUCACCUGAGCUGGCUAGAUGUAUCAAUAAUGUUGUCAGACAAACAACUCCAAGUUAUCUCGGUGAUGAUACGAUGCCUGAAUCUUCACAGUUACAGGCAAAUUGCAAGCAUUCUAGAGCUCCAGCAUCUGAAGUCAUAAAAGCACCAGCAUUAGAGAUGAAAAGUCCUACUGUGGUGAAUGGAGCAAAUGAUCUUUUCUGGCAACACUUCCUGACUGAGGCCCCCGGUCCGCAUGAUGGACAAGAAUCUGAAGGUCGAACAGAAAGAAGGAUUACAGAUGACAUAAGAAGCAAUACCAAGCCGGACAGUCACGAGAGAUCUUGGUGGAAUACGAACUACAUAGAUAAUCUUGCAAAAAAUAUGGGACACAUUGCGACAGCUGAAAGAUCAUGAUGGUAGUAGAUUCCUUGGUCCCUUCGCGUCUCAUGUCUUUACUGAAUGUAAAUUACUAACAGAAGAGGUAAAUUAUUUUUGGUUGUAUAGGUCAUAAUGUCAGAUUUUCCGAUUUUUUAUCCAUCCCACAUCAGCCUUGAAUAA
Messenger RNA from Populus trichocarpa (black cottonwood), 2147 nucleotides. RefSeq names its product heat stress transcription factor A-4b. The transcript is spliced from 2 exons. The record is from RefSeq and is a predicted model, not a curated record. Gene Ontology annotation, cellular component: nucleus. NCBI's taxonomy places the organism in Eukaryota, Viridiplantae, Streptophyta, Magnoliopsida, Malpighiales, Salicaceae. Gene Ontology annotation, biological process: regulation of transcription by RNA polymerase II. The coding region runs from base 672 to 2003 and encodes 443 amino acids. Gene Ontology annotation, molecular function: DNA-binding transcription factor activity; RNA polymerase II cis-regulatory region sequence-specific DNA binding.